AUGUCCACCCAGGAUGAAGACAUUAAUGCUCCUCUCCUGGAAGGAAAUCUUGCGCCAGAGUAUGGGAGUACUGCAGGCCCUGCGUCUAGCCUAGUGCCCCAUGCCUCAUUUCGGCGGAACUUGGGCACGUCCGAGGCGUUCAGCAUCAUCAUCAAUAUCGUAACCGGAAGCGGGAUUUUCACCUCUCUUGGCGCCAUUGACACCAAUGUCCUCUCCCCAGGUGCUGCAACUAUGGCCGAGCUCGGGGCGGCGAUUCCGGGUGAAGGAGGUGUCCAACAGUACCUUCAGUAUAUCUACGGCGAGGCCUUUGGCUUCCUUGCCGCGUGGACAUGGGCCGUUGCGGUGGUGCCGGCCUCACUCGCCAUCUUGAGCAUUGUGUUUGUUGAAAGCAUCUACUCUGCGACCGGGGUGACCGAUCAACCCGAUAGGAUAGCACAUAAGCUUCUAUCCUCUCUGGUGUUGCUCAUUGUUAGCAUGGCGAACUCGGUCAGUACCCAGUUCAGCACGCGGCUUAACACAUUCUUUCUCACCACAAAGUUCGCUGCUAUCGCACUCACUGUAGUUGCGGGACUGGGUGUCGUCCUCUAUCACCUUGCUCGCUGGGAUAGGGAUAAUUCACGCGAACCACAGGACUGGCUGACGAGAGGAGAUAGAGUGGCAGAAGUUACAUGGGUGGGAAGCUCUCGGCCAUUAUUCCGCCGCACUUUAUGGUGCACUGCAAUCUAUGUCAGCGCCGAACUUUCUUCUCCGGCCCGUCAGUUGCCUUUAGCCAUCAAUACCGCGGUUCCCAUUGUCAUCCUCAGUUUCAUCGCAGUGAAUAUUGCCUACUAUAUCCUCCUGCCUUGGAGAGUAGUGUCCACAACAAAUAGUGUAGCAGUGACAUCGUUUAGUCACCUACUUGGACCAACAUUUGGGGCCAUAGCAGCGGGUCUUAUAUGCCUGGUGGUGGCAGGAUCCUUGCUGGGAAGUUCGUUUGUCGCCGGUCGCAUUGUGGUUGCUGCAGCCAAUUCCAACUGGUUGCCCGCCUUCCUGGCCCGCAUUGGCUCCGUUUCACGGCGAUCGACCUCGACAGCAGAUGCCCCCAUCAAUGCGAUUCUCUUCUCUACCGCCUGUUCCAUUGUGUAA
Messenger RNA from Aspergillus tubingensis, 1125 nucleotides. RefSeq names its product amino acid transporter. Gene Ontology annotation, cellular component: membrane. The coding region runs from base 1 to 1125 and encodes 374 amino acids. Gene Ontology annotation, molecular function: L-amino acid transmembrane transporter activity. NCBI's taxonomy places the organism in Eukaryota, Fungi, Ascomycota, Eurotiomycetes, Eurotiales, Aspergillaceae. The transcript is spliced from 6 exons. The record is from RefSeq and is a predicted model, not a curated record. Gene Ontology annotation, biological process: amino acid transmembrane transport.